CAGUAUAGCAGCGCUCUCUGGGUCUCCUCAUCUCAUUCUCUAGAAGAUGGCGGACUGCGCUUCACUGUUAGAUGAGGAGCUCUCUUCAUUCGUCUUCAAUUACUUGACUGAAAACUCCGGGAGCCAGUAUGGGGAAGAGGAGGUCUCCUCAGACCGCCUGGAUGCUGACUUCCCUGACUUUGACCUCUCACAGCUGGACGCCAGCGACUUUGACUCGGUGAACUGCCUCAGUGAGCUGCACUGGUGCAAUGAGCACUCAGACCACUCCCCUGCCUCCGUACAGUACAGCACUGGGGACACAGAGCUAUUCGAGGAAGAGAAUGCAGCGCUGCUCGCUGCGCUUACAGACAGCCUGGAUGGCAUUGUAGAGGAUGGGGUCGGGGGGCUGUCUGUGUUCCCUUCGCUGGGGGAAGAACCUGAUGAGGGCGAGGAGGAGGAAGACGACCUCCCUGCGGACAGUGAGCCCCUCACUGGCUCAAUGAGCCCAGAGACAGAAGACGCGUCUCUACUAAAAAAGCUCCUGCUGUCGCCCCCUAAUGUGCAUGUGGGCCUCGAGUCGCACAAAGACGGCAGCGCGCAUCGCCAUGGCAGCAGGAGUCUGCACGUCAAGCCCGUGAGGCCCGCGCUGAAGAAGGACAAGACAAGCACACAAGAGCGCAGGCUGCGUCCGGCGAGACCCGCCGGGCGCCUUUGCACUGAACUUCAUCGCCACCUCACCACCGCACAGGAAGCCGAGGACAUGCCUUCCGCCGAUGAUGAGGACGAAGAAGAGGACAGCGACUCUGAAGAGGAAGAGGAGGAGUCAUCAAGCAGCGAGGGGGAGAGCACGGUGUGCGUCGAGCCGCCAAAGCCCCAGUUUUCCUCUGAAAAAGAACUGCAGUCCGUCGUGGAGCUCAUCAAAUACAUGCACACGUACUGCGUGCCGACGCGCAAGCAGGCCGGCUGGGAUCGCAAAGAGCGCGAGGCGUUGGCGCGUAAGGCCAGAUCCGAAAACUCCCACGUUCCCCGCAGUCUCCCUCAGAACUGUCACAAGUCCGCCCCCCAAACCUGCAACAGCAGGCCGAGAGUUCCCUUCACUCGCCGCAGGGAAAUCAAAGCCCACUCUCUGCUCAAAGAGCUUCUGGAAGCCGUCGAGCUGUCGUUUGAUGUAAGCAAGCCGUACAGAAUGCACAGCCCUCCUUACAGCCACUGCAGAGGGGCCGCGGCGCAGCCCAACCAUGAGGUUUUUUCUCCUCCUGCACGCCAGCCCAAAGCUGAACCUAAAGACUGUGAGAGCUCGCAGAAGGGCGCGAAGCGUCCCAAGAGCCCAGAGCCUGAGGUAGGCUCAUUCUCGGUCAGGCGCUCUCGUCGCCUGGCUACCUUCCCCAGCAGGUUCGCUAAGAAGUUCCGUGUGAGCUGUGGCUGGUUGGAGCCCAGACAGUCCAAUGAAGAGGAGAACAGGGUCAAACAUCCUCCCGUUGAAGAUUUUUCCAAAAGCAGCCAGAAGAUCAACUCUCCCAAGAGCCCUGAAACCCAUAAUCCAUGCUGCAGUGACGAGAAACGCGCGUGCCUCUGUCUGCCGCUGGCUUCCAAAUCCAACGGAGAAUCGCAGUACUCAAACAAGUCCUUUGAGCAGACUCUCUGCGUGGAGCUGUGUGGCACAGCAGGCCUCACUCCCCCCACCACACCCCCUCACAAACCAGUGGAGGACGAGCUCUUCAAACCAGACGGCAAGACUGAGCUCACCACCAAGAGCUCGUGCCUGGCACGAGCGCACGUACGCAAGCUCCCGGAGCAGACAGAACUGUACGCCCAGCUGCGCCGGAUGGGCCAGACGGGCGAUGCAGACUGUAAGGGCGGCACGCAGCACGCCUACGGGGACCACGACUACUGCCUGCUGGGACCGGGGGAGAGUCGCAAGAGAACAGCGGCAGCGUUCGGCUCCGAAGCAUCCUGCCGGGAGAUACAAGGGAAUGAGGAGAUGAGCGUGAAAAAUGAGGCGGCACGGGAUGAGACCCUCGACUGCCAGCAGGGGACUGAGAGCAAGGAAGAGUUACCCACGCAAACCAGUCCCGAGCAAACCAGCGAACCCUCUCCUGCCCGCUCACCCACCCCAGAGCUGGAUGCACAGUCGCCAGUGUCCUGCUCGCCCCCGUCCCCCGGCUGCAAACUCUCCUUCAGCGAUGAGAGCUCGGAGACGUGCCAUGAAGCAUCAGAUAAAAGAAGCAAGUUACAGUGUGGACAAGAGAAUGAUGUGAACAAGUGCCAAGUGAUCUACAUUCACAACCUUCCGAGCAGCGUCACUCAGUCCAUGCUGCGCAAGCGUUUCGAGGCCUUUGGUCACCCAGAGGACUGUAAAGUGGUCAUCAAAAACGAGGAGCGUUGUGGAGUCAUCACUCUGAGGUCCUCACAGAACGGCCAGACCCAACGACACAGGUGGGAGUCCCUGGGUCCGUGCGGGGGGAACGGCAGCCGGCGGUUCGGCAGGAAGCGUUACAUAGAUCUGGAUGAGGCAGGUCCAGGACCAAUAAAGAGCAAGUACGAUGCACUGGACUUUGACGCUCUACUGAAGGAGGCCCAGAGAAGCCUGCAUCGCUGAAACGCCUUAGCACGCCUCCAGCGUCCCCGCUCUGUCCGAGACUCGACUCAGAACCUCAACCAAGGCACCUCUUCAUGUUUACAUUUGAAUAAAAGAAAAUGGACCUUGUCACUUGUAACUGAGGAUUGGAGGACACCGGGGCAGGAUGACACAAACUAUCACAAACAGCUUUGAAAACACGGACACAAGUGCUGCUUCUCACGCACGACCGUGACCCCGACGGCAUCCGUGACGUCGCGAGCGGCCCGGGCUUCGUAGCAAACCGCACUCUUUUCCGUUUGUUGUCGUGACGUGCGUGUGUGCUUUUUUUAUUUCGUUUUUACCUCUCCGUCACUCGUCAUAGACCUGCAAGGUGCUUUUAUCAUUUCGUCGUAUAAAUAUAUAAACAAUAACUGCUUUGUAUUAGCAAACCUUUGUGGAUGUUUAACUCUUUGUGCGUGUGUUACGAUGAAAAGUGGAUUUAAAAAACGGCAAACAUAAAAAUCCUUACAAGGUAGAGUUUACGAAUCAAAAAGGAAAGAAAAAUAGUCUUUUUGUAAUUUUAGUGCUUCCUUGAUUUCAUCUAUGCACUCAAACGAGGUAGUGUUUCUUUUAUCCGCCCUCUGCCGUCCUCUGGUUUGGAUGGGGAUUUUUGCUGCUGGUCGCCACUGAGUCCAAAUCAUGCGACUGUGGAAGGUGAAGUGUGUUUUUUCCCGGUUUAAUCUACAGAGAUCUUGUGUUCCUGUAGCUCAAUUGGUAGAGCAUUGCGCUAGCAACAUGAAGGUCAUGGGUUUGAUCCUGAGUAAACAAAAUGUACAGCUUGAAUUCUCUAUAUGUGGCAAUCGCAUCGCCCAGCACGAGUUUGUGUCUUUUCGCAUCUCUGCAUUACCUUUUUAUGUAAUUUACUCACGCAAAUAGUUCAAUUCGCGUUUGGUGUGAACACAUCAUUAGUAUUUUGACUUGUUUUGCAGUACAUAUUUCUAAAAUUCUUAAAUCCCAUUUUCGUCAGAAGAAAAAUCCGAUAUUAGGUCUUGUUUUCUGACAAAAAGUUUUAACGCGUAAAAUGAGUAAAAAUAUUUGCCAAUGGGGUAAGACAACUUUUAAAUCUUUAUAAAGUACUGUAUAUAAAUGUAUUUUUCUAACCCUAUUGUGAGUUGUUUUUACUUGUUUUUCGAAUUUUUAUAUUUUCUUUUAGAAAAUACCACUUUGCUUAUGAAAGCCUAUCUUGAAUUAAGAUUUUUUUUUAGAUAUUUGUACUGGAAACAAGGCAAAAAUACAUAGAGAAAUUAAGUACGAAAUUCAUCUCUUUCAGUGCACUCACAUACCCAGAUAGCACAAUCCAUCUGGCUUACGUCUAUUUGACAUCUGCAUUUACAUCUGCAAGACAUCUGACCAGAUGUAUGUGCGCUAUCAGGGUAGUUUAACUAUAAAUGAUGUUUGUCCAACCGUUUAAAAACGUACGUGUUUAUGAAAACUGUGGAUUUUUGCCGUUCUGUUUGGUGAUGGUACUGGCGUAGAAAUUGCACACUUUAUCUUUAACUUUCCAGAUAGCGCAGGUACAUCUGUAAGAUGUCUGCAAAAGAUCUGAAGGUCUGGAAAACAUCUGCUAAACGUCAGUUUUACAUUCAUUCAAAAUCAUAAACAUCUUAUAGACGUCUUCUAGAUGUCCAUAUGACAUCCGACAGCAGACAUCUCAGAGACGCAUUGCAGAUGAGCAAACAAUAAAAAAAAGGUCUUGCAGACGUAAACGCAUGUACCCGUGCUAUCUGGGUUACUUAUGUUUUUGCCUAAACCAAAUCCAGUCGCGUCCAGAAUCCGUCAAACCCUCUCUGAAAACAAAUUCACAUUCUACAGGUUUGACAGAAACAGUCAUAGUAUUUCGAAGUAUGGAAUGUACCCGUCACAAAAGCGAUUGUAGACCGUCCAUGCGUUUGGUCUCAUUGGCUAGACUCUCCCAGCAGCACAGCCCCGGGACGUCCAGAUGAAGUCCAAUGGCUUUCACUUCUGGAUGCUCAUCCAGCCAAGUUCUCCCGUUUGCGAUUCUUGAGAGAAGGGUGGCGGUAAACUAGGAGGAAGAUCUUCCCAGAGCUCAGUGUCAUUAGAGAUACGGUCGUAUCUCUGCUUUGUUUACAUGUCACUCUCUCGUACUCUUUCUCUCGAAGCUCAAAACACUCAGUUUUGUAACUCUGUCCCGACAGGGGUAGAUCUGCGGGUUUUUAUAGCUCUUACUUUGUGGCUAAUUCUAUAUUUGUCCUCGAUGUCUGUUUUUUGAAGUCUAAACGUGUACCUGUGUAUAACUGCGUGUGUCGUCCGUGUCUUUUAGGAACGGGGUUACUAUAUGCUGGGAGUUGAAGUCUGUUCUCUCCCACACUUGUCGCUUUUAUUCUGCGGGUCGCCUCUUCAAUCCUUGAACUCUGUUGUUGUAGUACAGUCGUGUGUGUGCGUGUGCUGGCGUAAGGAGGGACGUCUGCCUCUUUACUCGCGCAUUAUCCCUGCCUCUCCCCUUUAUCCAAUUGCCUCCUUUGAAACACGCCCCAAAACCUGAAUGUUUACAUGAUUGAAUUCUCCUUUGACUUGACUAGAGCGCAAACUUAAGUACUGAAGCCUUAUUCAGUGUUAAAGUACCCUAUCAGGACGUGCCUUUCGGCUUUCCCUCUUACGGUACCGAGCAGUUACUUUCUGAAUAUUACAAUCCUGGGAAUUCUAAAACGCCCAAUAAGAUCUGAAUGAGCGUUUGCGCUUAGUAUGUAUACUACUUAACAAAUGUGAGAAUGUGCUGGUUUACAUGAUAAUAUAUAAAUAUAUAUAUAUAUAAAGAGAGGUAUAUAAUGUGUAUAUAGCACUGUAAACAUGAGAUGUAUGGUUCCGUGCUGUACAGCGAUGUGGUAACAUGUGGUUUAAGGGGGGCUCUGAUUUGUCGAUGUUUGUCAAGAGCCAGAGGUUAAUGCAGCGCUAAGCAAUACAGGGAAAUCCAGAAGGGAAUUUUCAUUGAUAUGGCUUCAUAAGUCAAACACAGUUGUAUAAAGUAUCCCUUUAGAAAAUGUCGAAAUGUUUUUUUUUAAUAUGACUUUAAUAUGUUUUAUUUUUUAUGCAAUUGAGAUGCAAUAGCGCUAAGCUAAGAGAGCCUUUCUCAUGAACUGAAAGAAUUUAUUGAUGAGAUUGGUUGCUUUAAGGGCGUCAGGGGAAUUCAUGAAGGAUCCUUUACUGUAUGUUGUCCAUCGAUGUAGAGAUGAAACGGCUUGAAUAAUUCGCAAACUGAUGUUUCGGGUGGACUUUUUUAUGCGAAAAAUGCCCAGACGGCCCAAUCUCACAAGGAGAGCCUUAAACUUUAGGGGAAAACAAAGCUAUCGAUUCUGUCGGAUCUCCUUUACAAUCCAAUGUCUUUUUCAGUACAGCCAUAUUAUAAAAGGUAUAUACAUAUAUAUGAUUAUAUAUAUAUACAUAUAUAUAUAUAUUUGUGUGUUUGUGUAGAUAAAUAUAUAGCUAUAAUUUGUUAUAGACCAUUUUAUUCAGUGUUUCAGAACACUUCGUUUCAACUUACACUGUCAAUCUAGAAUGUACAGGUGAUCCAAAUAAAACAUAUAUAUUGAAAAAACACCAUCCAAAGGGAACCUUCUUAAAAUGCAAUACAUUUUUUCCAGUCAUUUCAGUUAUCGCUAGACAAGUUGACCAAAAAGUACAUUUGAUGUUUGGAUACGGGAGAAGUGUGGUACCACAUCAAAUCCAUUUCACGGAUGUCACGAUCGGUUGGUUUGGCCCUUAAAUGUAUGUGUGAGUGUGUGUUUGUAUGCGAUUUCUCUUUUUUAGUUCCUAUUUUAACUCACUACAUCUAUCGUCCUACACAUUUGCAAAGUACGUUCUUGCAGGGUCGAAGAGAAUUUGCCCUCCGAAUCAGAUAUUGUCUGCUUUACAUGUAAUCAUGUUUAUCAAGAACAAACGUUUGUGUCAAUUGGGUGCAUUAGUUAACAAUGAUGUCAUCACAUCCACGUCGCAUUUUAUUGCUGCUUCAAGACCUUGCGUUGUGUGAAAACGAAAUCCAAGUCAAAGGGCAUCCGUUGCUUCUCUCAUUGUUUUGUUUAUUUUUUGUGUGUGACUAUUUACAUCUAAUGACUAUCAGAUUCACUAUGAUUUUUCUUUUUUUAACGUAGUUUUUGGUAAAUACUGCUAGUAAGAUUUUAUAUUUUUACAUAUAUUUGUUUUAUUUUUAGUUUUUUUUAUUUAUACUGUAUGCCUCUUAGUUUGGAUGUCUUUUAAAUGGUGUUGGUUUUUUUCGGUAUCGUGUGAUUUCAUACGUCUUUGAGAAUGUGGAGACAAAUGCAUUUCAGUAUUUUUAAAUUGUUAAAAAUCUAGUUUCCUAGAUCGAAUUAUCAAUAUAGUGAAAAUUAUUUGAUGUCAUAAAUUAUAUUUUAAUUCAUGUACAUAGUUUUAAAAAAGCAGGCAAUGGCUUCCUUUUAAACUGAACACGUUUCUCUUCCGAGAUUGUUUACAUUAUAAAACUGUAGAAACUGAUCCCUAUAUACUGUAAAAAACUUACAUAUAUUCAUUGUUUUGCCUCCAAAAAAUAAAACCCAUAAUGAACAACGUUCUCUGUUCUUGUACUGA
This is a messenger RNA of Triplophysa rosa, 7159 nucleotides long. It is a transcript of the gene ppargc1b, whose product is annotated as peroxisome proliferator-activated receptor gamma, coactivator 1 beta. Gene Ontology annotation, biological process: positive regulation of transcription by RNA polymerase II. Gene Ontology annotation, cellular component: nucleus. The record is from RefSeq and is a predicted model, not a curated record. NCBI's taxonomy places the organism in Eukaryota, Metazoa, Chordata, Actinopteri, Cypriniformes, Nemacheilidae. The coding region runs from base 47 to 2578 and encodes 843 amino acids. The transcript has 12 exons. Gene Ontology annotation, molecular function: RNA binding; transcription factor binding.